Molecule: messenger RNA, 2103 nt
Organism: Cryptosporidium muris RN66
Lineage: Eukaryota; Apicomplexa; Conoidasida; Eucoccidiorida; Cryptosporidiidae
Exons: 1
Coding region: 1-2103 (700 amino acids)
Source: RefSeq, a predicted model, not a curated record
AUGAUGCAAAUUAAUAAGUAUUUAAUAAUAUUAAUAUUUACGAUUUUUUACAUAAGUGAAUUGAGAGAUAAUUUAAUUAAUAAAUUUUUAUAUAAUACUACAACAUCUUUUAUAGAUACUUAUAUUACUAAUAUAUUUAGUGCUGAUGAUAUUAUUCAACAUAUGGGAGUUGAAGAUAGUAUUUUAGAAUUAAUUGAAGUUUUAGAAGAUUAUUCUUUAAUAAAAGUUCAAUCUGAACAAUUAGCUUUAAAAAAAUUGAAGUUAUCUAAAUCACAAAUGCGGAAAUUAUGUACUUAUUUUGAAGAUGAAAUGAAGAGAUUGGAAGCUCUAGCUUUAGAUAAUUUAAGGAAAUGUAUUAAAUAUGAACGUAGUUUUUCUACUUUUUUGAUUGCAUAUUGUGAACAUUCAAUUAUAGUAGGAGAUCAUUAUCAUUUAAUGGAAGAAUUAUUUAAAUCAAGAUCAAAGUGUAUUUCUAUUUUAAAAGAGAAUUUAGAUGAUUCUAUAGAUAAGAAAAUAGACAGGAAACUAAUGAAAUUACAUUAUAAGUUUCAAAGCAAUCAAAGUUAUCUAUAUAGUUGUUUAAAACUAAUUAUUGAAUCAAUUGAAGUUAAUAGAAAUUUUGAAGAAAUGAAUCGUAAUUUAAAAAAACAAAUAGAAGAUGGAAAUACUUGGAUUAAAAAUAAUGAAGAAGUAGCUAAAUCAUCUUUAAAACUUGAGUCUAAUAUAUUAGAAAUUGGUCUAAAAAAAAGUUAUAGAAAAUUAUAUGAUGAUAUAAGCAGUAAAUUAGGGAUGAAUAAGGGAAAAGAAACUCAAGAUAAGAAUCAAGAUAAGAAUCAGGAUCAAGAUCAAGAUAAGAAUCAGGAUCAAGAUCAAGAUAAGAAUCAGGAUCAGGAUCAAGAUAAGAAUCAGGAUCAGGAUCAGAUAUAUGAAGGAGAAAGAUCAAAAAAGAUAUUAGAAGCUACAGUAUUAACAAGAUUAGAAAAAGAAAUAUCAGAAAUGGAAAAACAUAGAGAAGAAGUAUUCAAAAAUGAAGAACAAAGAAAUAAAGAAUUAGAAAGAUUAGAGAGAGUGAGAUUAAGAAAUGAAAUAUUAGAAAGAGAUAGAUUAGCAAUAGAAAAAUUAGAAAAAAAGAAAAAGGCAAAGAGAGAAAAACAAAGAUUAGAAAAUAUGAAAGAACAAGAAUUAGAAAAUAUGAAAGAACAAGAAUUAGAAAAUAUGAAAGAACAAUAUUUAGAUACAAUAAAAGCUGAAAGAACGAAAGAAGAACAACUUAUGGAAUAUCUAAUGAAAAAAGAAGAUAUAACAAGGGGACAUCUUUAUAAUAAAAUAUGUGAUCUACAUAGGAAAAAGGUAAAAUUAGGCCCAUCAAAUUCUUGGAUAAAAAGACUAGAGGAAGAAGAGAUAAAAAAGGAAGAAUAUAAUAGAAAAAGAAGAGAGGAAAAACAAAUGCAAAUAAAAAGUGAUCUAGGAAGUAUUUUGAAUAGAUUAAAGGGAACGAAAUCUGAAUUUAGUCUAUUAUGGGAAAAAACUACUGCAGAAAAGAAAAAAAGAAGAGAUAACAAGGAAAAAGAGAUUGAAAAAGAAAAAUUGUUAAAAAGUGAGAUGGAGAGACUAAAACAGUUAGAAUUAAUGGAAUUAGAAGUUACUUACAAAGCAGAAGCAUGUAAAGAGUAUCAAGAACAAUUACAAAGGGAAAUAAGUGAGGAAGAUAUGAGACAACAAAAAUAUUGCAACAUUGUAAUGGAGAAUAUACAAAGUGAAAGAGAGAGGAAUAGGGAAUAUGAGGAAAGAAAGAAAGAAGAAAUGGAAAGAAGAAGAAAGGAAUAUGAGGAAAAAAAGAAAGAAGAAAUGGAAAGAAGAAAGAGAUCACUUGGAGAGGAAUGGUUAAAAAUAAUAGCUAGAAAAGAGGCAAAUCAAGAAGAGAAAAGAAAGUCAUUACAACAAAAACAUGGUGAAAAAGGAGGAAUUAAUGGAAGAUGGGAAGAGAUAAUAUGUAGUGAACGUUUAAAAAAAGAAAGAAAAGAAACAGAAAGAAGAGAAUCUGAAAGAAGAAAUUUAGAAAAAGUGAUGAAAGAUAGGAGAGAAAGGUUAUUAAAGAAAUAA